Protopolystoma xenopodis is the source of this 933-nucleotide messenger RNA. The record is from the annotation of a GenBank genome assembly. NCBI's taxonomy places the organism in Eukaryota, Metazoa, Platyhelminthes, Monogenea, Polystomatidea, Polystomatidae.
UUGUUCUUUCACUUUAUUUUCGUUUUUUUCCGCGUAGUAUCGUUUAUAUCCUUUUUAUGUUCUUUCUGUUAUCAGCCUUCUUUAUUCUAUUUCUUACACAUCGUAGGCGAACAACAAGUGUUCUGGGUCGAUGCCAUACAAGCAGACAAUGGUAGCCAGACUCGGAUUAUGUAUAGCAACGCCAAACCUAUUGGUAACGGCUCCUUUGGAAUGGUUUUUCACGCUUUUCUUGGGGACCAAAAGGAAGUAGCAAUAAAAAAAGUCUUGCAGGAUAAACGAUAUAAAAAUAGAGAGUUGCAAAUUUUGAAAGAACUCCGGCAUUCUAACAUAGUAGCACUCAUCUACUACUUUUAUUCUGUCUCGACUUCAAAGCCAACUGAAAUGUACCUUAAUCUGGUUCAGGAGUUUGUUCCACAGACUUUAAGUCGACUUAUCAAACACUAUUGGCGGCAAAGACAAAUAAUUCCUCUUGCAUACGUAAAAUUAUAUAGUUUUCAAUUGCUUCGCGGCCUUGCUUACGUCCAUGGCCGCAAUAUCUGUCAUCGAGACAUCAAGCCACAGAAUCUGCUUGUAGAUCCAGCGUUUGGAAUCCUAAAAAUGUGUGACUUUGGCAGCGCCAAAGUUCUCGUGCCCGGUGAACCUAACGUUUCCUAUAUUUGCUCACGGUAUUAUCGAGCUCCCGAACUCAUCUUUGGUGCCACCGAAUACACUGUAAAAAUUGAUAUGUGGUCUGCUGGCUGUGUGAUUGGCGAACUGCUCUCUGGUCGUCCCCUCUUUCCAGGCGAGUCGGGUGUUGAUCAAUUAGUCGAGAUCAUUAAGGUGCUUGGGACACCAAGCAAUGACGAGAUUCGCGCCAUGAACUCGCAGUAUUCCGAAUUCAAGUUCCCCAACAUUCGUGGGCAUGAUUGGGAAAAAAUAAAUAUUGAAGAUUAG